CUCCCCGCCUCCCGCCUUCGCGGGCCGGCGGCGGGCGAGCUCGCGGGCCCGGCCUCAGCACUCCGGUACCCCGCCGGUUGCCGGCGGUCCCCGCCCCCCGCCGAGUGCAUGAGGUUGACGCUACUUUGUUGCACCUGGAGGGAAGAACGUAUGGGAGAGGAAGGAAGCGAGUUGCCUGUGUGUGCAAGCUGUGGCCAGAGGAUCUAUGACGGGCAGUACCUCCAGGCCCUAAAUGCUGACUGGCAUGCCGACUGCUUCAGGUGUUGUGAGUGUAGCGCCUCCCUUUCACACCAGUACUAUGAGAAGGAUGGACAGCUCUUCUGCAAGAAGGACUACUGGGCCCGCUAUGGCGAGUCUUGCCACGGGUGCUCCGAACAUAUCACCAAAGGACUGGUCAUGGUGGCCGGGGAGCUGAAGUACCACCCUGAGUGCUUCAUCUGCCUCACCUGUGGAACCUUCAUCGGAGAUGGGGACACCUACACACUGGUGGAGCACUCUAAACUAUACUGCGGGCACUGCUACUACCAGACUGUGGUAACACCGGUCAUUGAACACAUCCUGCCUGACUCACCCGGCUCCCACCUGCCCCACACAGUCACCCUAGUGUCUAUCCCAGCCUCUGCUCAUGGCAAACGAGGCCUAUCUGUCUCCAUCGACCCCCCUCACGGCCCACCAGGCUGUGGCACGGAGCAUUCACACACCGUCCGAGUCCAAGGAGUGGACCCAGGCUGCAUGAGCCCCGAUGUGAAGAAUUCCAUCCACGUUGGAGACCGGAUCUUGGAAAUCAACGGCACGCCCAUCCGGAAUGUCCCGCUGGACGAGAUUGACUUGCUGAUCCAGGAGACCAGCCGCCUGCUCCAGCUGACCCUUGAGCACGACCCCCAUGACUCACUGGGCCACGGCUCAGUGUCGGAUCCCAGCCCCCUGGGCUCCCCGGUGCACACUCCCAGCGGACAGGCAGGCAGCUCUGCCCGGCAGAAACCGGUCUUGAGGAGCUGCAGUAUUGACACAUCCCCGGGUGCCGGAUCACUGACCUCACCAGCCUCCCAGCGCAAGGACCUGGGUCGCUCCGAAUCCCUCCGAGUGGUCUGCCGACCACACCGCAUCUUCCGGCCAUCUGACCUUAUCCAUGGAGAGGUGUUGGGCAAGGGCUGUUUCGGCCAGGCCAUCAAGGUAACCCACCGAGAAACAGGCGAGGUGAUGGUGAUGAAGGAACUUAUCCGGUUUGACGAGGAGACCCAGAGGACAUUCCUCAAGGAGGUGAAGGUCAUGCGCUGCUUGGAGCACCCUAAUGUCCUCAAGUUCAUUGGUGUGCUGUACAAGGACAAGCGGCUGAACUUCAUCACAGAGUACAUUAAGGGCGGCACCCUGCGGGGCAUCAUCAAGAGCAUGGACAGCCAGUACCCAUGGAGCCAGAGGGUCAGCUUUGCCAAGGACAUUGCAUCAGGGAUGGCCUACCUCCAUUCGAUGAAUAUCAUCCACCGAGACCUCAACUCCCACAACUGUCUGGUCCGUGAGAACAAGAACGUGGUGGUGGCCGACUUUGGCCUGGCUCGGCUCAUGAUAGAUGAGAAGAAUCAAUCUGAAGACUUGCGCAGCCUUAAGAAGCCGGAUCGUAAGAAGCGGUACACGGUUGUGGGCAACCCCUACUGGAUGGCACCAGAGAUGAUCAAUGGUUGUAGCUAUGAUGAGAAGGUGGACGUGUUUUCCUUUGGAAUUGUCCUAUGUGAGAUCAUCGGGCGUGUGUAUGCAGACCCUGACUAUCUCCCCCGCACUAUGGACUUUGGCCUCAAUGUGCGGGGUUUCCUGGACCGCUACUGUCCACCAAACUGUCCCCCAAGUUUCUUCCCCAUCACUGUACGCUGCUGUGACCUGGAUCCCGAGAAGAGGCCCUCUUUCGUAAAGCUGGAACAAUGGCUAGAAACACUUCGCAUGCACUUGGCUGGUCACCUGCCACUGGGCCCACAGCUGGAACAACUGGAGCGGGGCUUCUGGGAGACCUACCGGCGGGGCGAGAGCUCAUUGCCUGCCCACCCCGAAGUCCCCGACUGAGCCUGGUUGGCCCUGUCAUCCCCAUCUCCGCCUCUGGAGAAAGCACCCUCACCAGAUUUCUCAGCAAGAGGUGGCCUAGGCAUGGAGCCCUCAGCCAGGGCCGUGGUGCCCAGACCCAUACCCCCUGACCUGCCUUUUCCCCUCCUGCAGGGUGCCCCCCCCCCAAGCCUCUCUCUGCCUCUGGCCCCCAAGUCACCAGGCUGCACACACACACAUGGUCAGUCACAUUGCCCUGCCUUACCUCCCACUCUGUGAGGCCACCCCCUCACUUGGGUUUGCAUGAGCUAGAGGGUCGGAGAAGCUGGACCCAUCCCAUGCACUGCCUGCAGCCAUCUGCACACCGCCCCGGCCGGCCGGCAGCUUCUCCCAGCAAGGCCAGGCUAGAAGGCAGCUUUAGAAGUGAGUCCUCACGACAGU
Acomys russatus (golden spiny mouse) is the source of this 2469-nucleotide messenger RNA. RefSeq names its product LIM domain kinase 1 (gene Limk1). Gene Ontology annotation, cellular component: cytoplasm; nucleus; neuron projection. Lineage: Eukaryota; Metazoa; Chordata; Mammalia; Rodentia; Muridae. Gene Ontology annotation, biological process: protein phosphorylation; positive regulation of stress fiber assembly; actin cytoskeleton organization. The transcript is spliced from 16 exons. Gene Ontology annotation, molecular function: protein serine/threonine kinase activity; protein binding; ATP binding. Bases 109 to 2052 code for a protein of 647 amino acids. The record is from RefSeq and is a predicted model, not a curated record.